Messenger RNA from Anneissia japonica, 1515 nucleotides. RefSeq lists its product as uncharacterized. The coding region runs from base 361 to 1230 and encodes 289 amino acids. Lineage: Eukaryota; Metazoa; Echinodermata; Crinoidea; Comatulida; Comatulidae. The record is from RefSeq and is a predicted model, not a curated record. The transcript has 3 exons.
ACGUGAUUAGUUGCUGCAAAUUAUCGUCCUAUUGAUUAAUUUUGGUAUAAAGCUUAGCAAUAGUAUCGACAUGUUUUCAUUCCCACAACAAUUAACAUAGGCAUAGACCACAUAAUGACGCAUUAUAUUAUAUCUGCGUUGCAGACUAUUACCAGGCGUUAAGCUGAGCACUUUUGUCUACCCAAUCUAUGUUCAACAAUUUGAUUUAGCGCAAACCUUGAUAAACACGCUCGGAGCUGCCAACGCUAAUAACUAGACGGUUCUCUAUCACUAUACCCCUAGUGUAGCGUUAUCGAUUAUACAGAUCAAGAUAGGUCUGGCGAAUGUACGGUGACCGAUUCUGCACAGUAGACCUACAAAAUGUUUAGUGGGGAGGAUGGUUUCUUUUCAAACUUAUUCGGUUCAAAACCAGAGAAAGGUGUUACCAAACAGAGGGGUAAGUCGAAAGAUAGGUACCACGAGGACCCACCGGACAUUCCGGGUGGCUACGAUUCGGAAGAGGAGAUCAGGAUAUCACACACUCACCAUCAUCACACACAUGAGGAAAAAUCAGACGGUGCGAAAUCAACUUUACAGAGCAUAUUCAAACCAUCGUCAGAUGAACAGCCUCAUAAAAAAGAUAAAGGUGAUGGCCUAAUCUCAAACAUGUUAGGUACGAAAGAGAAAGGUGUUACCAAACAGAGGGGCAAGUCCAAGGAUAGAUACCACGGAGAUCCACCACACAUUCCUGGUGGUUACGAUUCCGAGGAAGAGAUUAAGAUUAGACAUACUCACCAUCCCCCAUCUAAGGAAAAAUCAGGCGAUGCAAAAACUAAAUUACAGGGCCUAGGCCUAUUUAAAUCUUCUUCCGAUAAGAAACCUCAUAGAGACAAUGCUUAUUUAGCAGAACAUGAAUCUCAGCCUAACAAGUCACGCGCAAAAGGUGGUGGCCGAGAGACGCCUAAAAAGUCAACAUUUGGGACGUUAUUUGGAAGUGGCAACGAUGCUAAAUCAACAAAGAAAAAAUCUCAAGAUCGCUAUCACCAGAAAAACCCGUAUGAAAAGUACGAAAAAGAAUCAAAAGGAGGACGUGGUGGUAGUGGUGGAAGAAAAGUAGAAGGUGGUGGAUGGUGGUCCGGUGGCGGGGGUGGUGGCAGCAGUGGGGAAGCAAAAUCUGGAAAAUCGAAAGGGCGUUCGGCAGGAAGGCAAUCUAAAGGUGGAAGUAGUGGUUUCAGUCUCCCUUCAUUUUAAGUUCGUCAGAGUCACGUGCUUAUCAAUAUGUGCAUCAAAUUUCAGAAAUCAGCAGCGAGUGUGAUAGUGGCUUAAGUUCGACAAAAGGGGUCACGAGUUCAGACAUUAAAACACGUUUAUAAAGCCGAUGACACACUCAUCGGUGGCAAUCGUCUCUCCUCCCCCCAAUCACGGCCAAGUAGUUAAAAAUCACCUCAAAUCACCUUAUUUUGCUAGCUAUCACCCCUCACCAGUCAUCGAGCCACACAUUUGACCUCCACGCACCCCCCCCCCCCCAUUUCAAGA